Triticum urartu is the source of this 714-nucleotide messenger RNA. Lineage: Eukaryota; Viridiplantae; Streptophyta; Magnoliopsida; Poales; Poaceae. The record is from RefSeq and is a predicted model, not a curated record.
AUGGCCAGGUAUAGUCAGGGCCUACCAGAUGAGCGUCGCCGACACGCAUCGUCGUCCUCCGCUCUCCCGGUCUCUUGGUCCCAUCCCUUCUUUCCCCGGUCGCCGCCGCCGUCGUCCUCCGCCCUCCCGUCUCCACCGCGGCGCCACUUCUUCAGCUACACCGCGGUCGGCUGACUGAGGUUCCCUAAAGCCUGAAGCGGGCCUCCAGCUUCGGCACCAGCGGCGGCGAAGGAGGCGGACAUGAAGAAGAUGGAGCUUAUGAAGGAGGUAAGAGCGCACCAAGUGGCGAUUGGGGAGCUCAACAACCUGCCUCCAUCCAGGGCCGCGUACCAGAAGACCUGCAACAUCUUCUUCCGCAAGGACAUCAAAUCCGCCGUCGCGUCCCAGCAGAAGCAACUUGAUAUCGCCAAGGCGAAGCUGCAGAAGCUAGAUCAGGCAUCAUGAAGGUUCACUGCAGAAAUUUGAAAUUGCAACUUAUGCUGCUUCAUCCAUCCACCUCGGUGAAUUCUCUCUAAUUAAGUGUCUUCGGAGUGCCAGUCAGCUAGGAUGCAACUUAUAUAGAUUUCUGUGUAAUAAUGGUGUGUUUAAUAGUUACGAGUGCAAGACAAAUCAUUUCUUUCUGAAUAUGGAGACUGGAUAUGGGACUGUAGUCACAAUAGACCCAUUAUGAAGGUGAUGCGAUGAUUUGGUUGAGCUAAUUAAGCUGACCUACUA